Molecule: messenger RNA, 561 nt
Organism: Solenopsis invicta (red fire ant)
Lineage: Eukaryota; Metazoa; Arthropoda; Insecta; Hymenoptera; Formicidae
Exons: 1
Coding region: 1-561 (186 amino acids)
Biological process (GO): DNA integration
Molecular function (GO): nucleic acid binding
Source: RefSeq, a predicted model, not a curated record
AUGACUAUAAAGGCCGUACAUCUCGAAAUCGUAAGUGAUUUAACAUCGGACGGUUUUCUUGCGGUUUUACGCCGAUUUAACGCCAGACGCGGUAUUCCCGAACAUAUUUACUCAGACAACGGUACCAACUUUGUAGGUGCAAAUAACAAAUUAAAGGAAAUAUAUGCGUUAGUAAAUCAAUUUGCAAAUCAACACCGUAUUAAGUGGCACUUUAUACCGCCACUCGCUCCCCAUUUUGGUGGAAUAUGGGAAUUAACCGUAAAGUCAUUUAAACACCACUUGAAACGCGUGAUAGGUGACUCUCUUUUUACGUAUGAAGAAUUAGAAACGUUUACAACCGAAGUCGAGAGCAUAUUAAAUUCUAGACCUAUCACGUCUAUAUCGACAGAUCCAAACGACUUACUCGUAUUAUCUCCCGCUCAUUACCUAAUUGGCAAACCUAUUACUUCUUUGCCGGAAAGCGAUUUAUUAAGUGUUCCAGAAAAUCGUUUAUCCAUCUGGAAACAUAUCAAAAGUCCGACAAGAUUUCUGGGCAAGAUGGAGUUUGAAAUACUUAAAUGA